Messenger RNA from Miscanthus lutarioriparius, 2763 nucleotides. The record is from the annotation of a GenBank genome assembly. Lineage: Eukaryota; Viridiplantae; Streptophyta; Magnoliopsida; Poales; Poaceae.
AUGGACGCGGCUCAGUUGGUGAUUCUGUUCUUGGCGCUUGCCGCCGCGACGCGGGCGGCGUCGGCGUCGGGGGCGCGGCCGAGCGAGGUGACCGUCGGCGCUCUCUUCACGUACGACUCCACAAUUGGCCGCGCGGCGCAGCUCGCCAUCGAGCUCGCCGUCGAUGACGUCAACGCGGACGGCAAGGUCCUCCCCGGGACCCAGCUCAAUUUGGUGCCCCAGGACACCAACUGCAGCGGCUUUCUUGGGACCAUCGAAGCGUUGCGGCUAAUGGAAAAAAGCGUAGUUGCAGUGAUUGGCCCACAAUCCUCUGGGAUAGGCCAUGUCAUCUCCCAUGCUGUUAAUGAGCUACAUGUACCUCUUCUAUCAUUUGCGGCUACAGAUCCAACUCUCUCUGCAUCAGAGUAUCCGUACUUCAUCAGGACAACCAUAAGUGACUACUUCCAAAUGAAUGCCGUUGCUAGCAUUGUUGAUUACUAUCAAUGGAAAAGAGUGACUGCUAUAUUCGUUGAUGAUGAUUAUGGGCGAGGUGGCGUGGAAGCCCUCGGUGAUGCGCUUGCAUUAAAGAGGGCAAAGAUUUCAUAUAAAGCAGCUAUUCCUCCAAAUUCAAAUACAGACGUGAUCAAUGAUGUACUAUUUAGAGCAAAUAUGAUGGAAUCAAGGGUCAUGGUUGUGCAUGUCAAUCCUGACACGGGGAUGAGAAUAUUUUCUGUAGCUAAGAACCUCCAAAUGAUGGCCAGUGGCUAUGUCUGGAUAGUAACUGAUUGGCUAGCUGCUGUCCUUGAUUCCUCAGCAUAUAGAGAACUUAAAGAUAUGAGUUAUAUUCAGGGACUAAUUGUUCUGCGUCAGCACAUUCCUGAAUCUGAUGCCAAGGAUAAGUUCAUAUCUAAAUGGAAUAAUGUGGCUCGUAACAGAAAUAUUACCUCUGGCUUGAACUCGUAUGGUUUUUAUGCUUAUGACUCGGUUUGGGCAGUUGCUCGUGCUGUCGAUAAAUUUCUCAGUAGUGAGCAACAGAUCAACUUCUCAACAGAUCCCAGGUUACAAAAUUUAAAUGACAGCACGUUGCAUCUAUCAACUCUGAAGAUAUUUGACGGUGGUGAGCAGAUGCUGCAGCAACUUCUCCUCACAAACUUUACAGGUGUUACAGGUCCAGUCCAGUUUGAUUCAGACCACAAUUUGGAUGCCCAGCGUAUGAUAUCCUUAAUGUUGCUGGCUCUGGCUCCGCUUGAUUGGCUAUUGAUGCCACGAAAUACAUCUACAAGUGCCCAGCAGCUGCAUGAUGUGGUAUGGCCUGGUGAUUCCACUACUAAGCCUCAGGGAUGGGUAUUCCCAAACACUGGCCAACCUCUGAGAGUUGGGGUUCCAAUUAAAGCAAGCUUUAAGGAAUUAGUGUCAGGCAGAGGAGAUAACAUGAGUGGUUAUUGCAUCGAGAUAUUCAACGCAGCAAUUAAACUGCUUCCUUACCCAGUUCCUUACCAAUUUAUAACUAUUGGGGAUGGCACAAAAAACCCUAGCUAUAUUGACAUCAUUAGAAUGGUUGCUGCCAAUUCACUUGAUGCAGCUGUAGGCGACUUUGCUAUAGUGAGAAAUGGAAUGCAGCUUGCAGAAUACACACAGCCUUAUAUUGAGUCAGGGCUUGUGAUGAUAGUAGCGCCCGUGAAACAUGUAACUUCAAGUGCCUGGGCUUUCCUUGAACCUUUCACAUUGGAGAUGUGGUGUGUCACAGUUGCUCUUUUUAUUUUGGUGGGUGUAGUAGUUUGGCUUCUUGAACAUCGUACUAAUGAGGAAUUUGGGGCUCUCAAAGCGACAAGUCAUAACAAUGUUAUGGAAUUGACGGAUGAUAUGUGCUUCUCUUUCAGGUUUAGCUUCUCAACAAUGUUCUUCGCACACAGAGAGAACACUGUAAGCACACUUGGGCGGUUCGUGUUGAUAAUAUGGUUGUUCGUUGUGCUGAUCAUCACUUCAAGUUACACUGCUAGCUUGACGUCAAUCCUCACUGUCCAACAGCUCUCAACUGGAAUUACAGGGAUUGAUAGUUUGGUUUCAAGUUCUUUACCUAUUGGAUACCAGGCCGGAAAAUUUACCAAAAGGUACCUGAGUGAAAACUUCAAUGUUCCUCUCUCUCGACUGGUACCACUGAAUACGAUCCAGGAAUAUGCUGAUGCCCUUAACCGUGGACCAAAAUACGGCGGUGUUGCUGCAAUAGUUGAUGAGAAGCCAUAUAUUGAUAUCUUCCUGUCAAACUACUGCAAAUUCAGAAUAGUGGGAGAGGAAUUCACAAAGGAAGGAUGGGGCUUUGCAUUCCAGAGAGACUCCCCCCUUGCUGCAGAUUUAUCGACAGCAAUCCUUCAACUUUCAGAGAGUGGCCAACUUCAGAGAAUCCACGACGAGUGGUUCUCACGGUCUAGUUGCUCCUCAGAUGACAGCGAAGUGGGAGCAACCAGGCUUGGCCUCGGAAGCUUUUGGGGCCUCUUCCUUGUGUGUGCCCUGAUAUGCCUCUUCGCUCUGCUGGUAUUCUUCAUACGAGUCUGCUGGCAGUACAACCAGUACUCCAGUUCUGAAGCUGCUGGCGAGCCCAGCGCAGGUGCCGCUGGUCCUGUCAUAAGACAGCGGCGACUAUCACGCCUUGGCAGCUUCAAAGAGCUGAUCCAGUUUGUCGACAAGAAGGAGGAGGAGAUCAAGAAAACGAUGAAACGAAGAUCGAGUGAUAAAGAUAGCCAAGCUGCAGGAUUCUCAUAUGCUCAGUCAGUGGCUUCAGCAUAG